Molecule: messenger RNA, 405 nt
Organism: Exophiala aquamarina CBS 119918
Lineage: Eukaryota; Fungi; Ascomycota; Eurotiomycetes; Chaetothyriales; Herpotrichiellaceae
Exons: 1
Coding region: 1-405 (134 amino acids)
Biological process (GO): regulation of DNA-templated transcription
Molecular function (GO): DNA-binding transcription factor activity
Source: RefSeq, a predicted model, not a curated record
AUGUAUCGCUAUGGCCCGGGGGGACCAGAAACGCCAGCACCGGGGGCGUUGAGAGCAUUACCGGCGGGAGGUACCGGUGGCUACGGUCACGAAGCACGGACUCGCGGGUCCGGUGGAGGAUACCAAAUGGGUCAAGGAUCGUACCAAAUAACUGUCGACACGGACCAAGGACCCAUGUUAGUUCCUGUACAAUUGGACUUGCAGCAGGCGUCAAAGGCGGCCGAUGAAAAAAGAAAACGAAACGCCGGUGCUUCUGCCAGAUUCCGCGAGAGAAGGAAGGAGAAGGAGAAGCAAGCUUCCUUCACGAUAUCUGGCUUACAAGCAGAGCUUCGGGGGGUGAUCGAACAACGCGACUUCUAUCUCGCUCAAAGAAAUUACUUUUGCGACCUGAUCAGCAGAUGUUGA